Messenger RNA from Hydractinia symbiolongicarpus, 1579 nucleotides. Its product is annotated as short/branched chain specific acyl-CoA dehydrogenase, mitochondrial-like. Gene Ontology annotation, molecular function: flavin adenine dinucleotide binding; acyl-CoA dehydrogenase activity. Lineage: Eukaryota; Metazoa; Cnidaria; Hydrozoa; Anthoathecata; Hydractiniidae. The transcript has 12 exons. The coding region runs from base 129 to 1388 and encodes 419 amino acids. The record is from RefSeq and is a predicted model, not a curated record. Gene Ontology annotation, cellular component: mitochondrion.
UUUGUUCCGUAGGCAAGGGGACGAGGGAAGGGAUAAUCGUCUUCCGUAAAAGUGAGAAAACGUUAAUGGCAUCCUGGCUGCAGUAAUUUAUUUUUUAGAUUCCACAUCUUACAGCUAACCAAUGAACGAUGCUUUCCUCACGUCAAUUUUUAAAGGGGAGGGUUUGUCAACACAUUAAGAAUAACCUGCAAAAUUGUGUCGCAAGGAGAUGGAAAUCUGCAACAAGACCACCGCUUACCAUGCUGUCAGACCAAGAAAGGAUGUUUCAAGAAUCAACCAGAAAAUUUGCUCUGGAGAAAGUCAAACCUUUAGUGAGCAAGAUGGAUGAAGAAUCUCUUUUAGACCAGAAUGUCAUAAAUGGUCUUUUUGAGCAGGGAUUUAUGGGUCUUGAAAUCCCUGAAAAGUACCAUGGUACAGGUGCAUCAUUCAUGUCUGCUAUUAUUGUCAUCGAGGAACUUGCUAGGAUUGACCCAUCUGUCAGUGUGUUUUGCGAUGUUCAAAAUACUCUUGUGAAUACUCUAAUUAUUAAGCUUGGAACAGAACAACAAAAACAAGAAUAUUUGCCAAAAUUAGCCACUAACACUGUUGGAAGUUUCUGUUUAUCUGAAGCAGAAUCUGGAAGUGAUGCGUUCAACAUGAGAGCCACAGCAAGAAAGGAUGGGGAUGACUACAUUAUUAACGCAAAUAAGUUAUGGAUAACUAACUCAGCACAGGCUGAUGUAUUUCUGGUGUUUGCAAAUGCUAAUCCUGAACUUUUGAAAACUGAUCCCAAAAAGGCAUACAAGGGUAUCACAUUAUUUGUCAUACCGAAAGAUGUGGAAGGAUUGACGGUUGGCAACAAAGAAAAUAAGUUGGGCAUAAGAGCAUCUUCAACGUGUCCAGUUGAUUUGGUAGAUGUCAGGAUACCUGCAAGCAGCGUACUGGGUGAAGUUGGACAAGGUUAUAAAUACGCUAUUGAGUGUUUAAAUGAGGGACGAAUUGGAAUUGGAGCGCAGAUGAUUGGAUUAGCUCAAGGGGCGAUGGACAUUACUGUUCCAUACACUAAAGAGAGGCAGCAGUUUGGUAAAUCAAUAUUCGAUUUUCAGGGUAUGCAACAUCAAAUAUCUGACGUUGCGACGAAAUUAGAAGCUGCUCGCUUGCUUGUGUACAAUGCUGCCAGACUGAAAGAAGCAGGACAACCUAUGAUUAUGCAAGCUGCUAUGGCUAAAUACUACGCGUCAGAGGUCGCAACUUUAGCAACAAGCAAAUGCGUGGAAUGGAUGGGAGGUGUCGGUUUCAUUAAAUCUUAUGGAGUAGAAAAGUUUUACAGGGAUUGCAAGAUUGGUUGCAUAUACGAGGGAACAAGCAAUAUUCAACUAAAUACGAUAGCGAAAUUGUUGGAUUAUUAAAUGGUCUGGUGUACACGUUGGUUACAAGCAUUCGUAUGGUGUGAACAAACCUUUAGUUAUUUUCAAAUUAUAUUAUUUGCCGAACAUGCAUAAACACGAAUAUUUUUAGUUCAAGUUUAUUUUUCAAAACAGAAAUAACGUUGAUUAUUGUACAUAACAGAGAAUAAAACUGAGAAUGCAUUUUUAAAUUU